GUCGCUGUCGUCGCUGCGGAAUCGCUGCAGGGAAGAUGUCGGGUCGCGGGAAGCAGGGCGGCAAGGCGCGGGCCAAGGCCAAGUCGCGCUCGUCGCGGGCCGGGCUGCAGUUCCCCGUGGGCCGCGUGCACCGGCUGCUGCGCAAGGGCAACUACGCGGAGCGCGUGGGCGCGGGCGCGCCGGUGUACCUGGCGGCCGUGCUGGAGUACCUGACGGCCGAGAUCCUGGAGCUGGCGGGCAACGCGGCCCGCGACAACAAGAAGACGCGCAUCAUCCCCCGCCACCUGCAGCUCGCCAUCCGCAACGACGAGGAGCUCAACAAGCUGCUGGGCAAGGUGACGAUCGCGCAGGGCGGCGUGCUGCCCAACAUCCAGGCCGUGCUGCUGCCCAAGAAGACCGACAGCCAUAAGGUGAAAGCCAAGUAAAUGCUCAGUGAGGCUCAUCACCAAACAAAGGCUCUUUUCAGAGCCGCCCACAUUCCCCUUAAAGUGCUGAGUCACUGCAUUUUGGUUUUUCAGUCGGAGAAGACCGGAAUACGUAACUUGUCUUUUCUUCAAGUCUCUAAUUCUGCUUUUCUUCGUUUCUGUUUCUUUAAAGAGAUUGUCUGAAAGGCGGUUGGUUUUUUCUCAAAGAACCCAUGUUUUUGUCCCCGAGGUGAAUUUCCGUCGCUUAUGCCUCUUUAGAAUUACUUAAAUGAUGUAUUGACUUUUUCAGUUUUAACAGUGGGAAGUGUGGGUUUUUUAGUGGCGGAAAUAUCCCGUGCUCUGGCCCGCCCGCUCCGAGUUUGUUGUGCUUUGUUAAGUACGUGUUAGGAGACAUCAAUAAAGUCUUAGCAGUCUGGA
Molecule: messenger RNA, 842 nt
Organism: Melospiza melodia melodia
Lineage: Eukaryota; Metazoa; Chordata; Aves; Passeriformes; Passerellidae
Product: histone H2A-IV-like
Exons: 1
Coding region: 36-425 (129 amino acids)
Biological process (GO): heterochromatin formation
Cellular component (GO): chromatin; nucleosome
Molecular function (GO): protein heterodimerization activity; DNA binding; structural constituent of chromatin
Source: RefSeq, a predicted model, not a curated record